Messenger RNA from Medioppia subpectinata, 1399 nucleotides. The record is from the annotation of a GenBank genome assembly. NCBI's taxonomy places the organism in Eukaryota, Metazoa, Arthropoda, Arachnida, Sarcoptiformes, Oppiidae.
AGUACUAUUUUGGCCAAUUUUAGUGGGAAAUCUGUACCUGAUAAUAUGAUUAUACGUGAUAAUAAGCUAUUAAUUAAAUACACUUCUGGCUAUCAGUGUUUUAGUCGACACUUCAGCAUCUCUUAUAAAUCAAAGUUAAUGGGUAUUGGACCCCCACUGAUAAUAUCGGCCACCAAUGCUAUUGUGAUUACAAACGGCAAUCAAUCCGUUGACAACAUAUCCUAUCAUUCAUACAAUUACUACCCAAUCAUUGAUUGUAAUUACACUUUUAACCUAAUAGAGAGACGAGCCAACAUAAACGCCCCAGCACAUAACAUAGCCUACCUGGCCAAUUAUGGGCUAAUCUAUUGGAUCGAUAGCGUGGCCAACAGCAUAAACAUGAUGGACAUAAACUACCCGCACCUAACCUACACCAUACUCCAGCUAAACACCGGUUUUGCGCGUGAUUUGCGCAUAAACACCAUGAGUGAAGUACUCGUAUGGUGUGAAAUAGGGUUCAACGCCGGGCUAUGGGAGUCCCCAUUGGACGGCACUAAUCGCACAGCGAUUUACGCCAAUCCUAAACACAGACAACCGUUUCAUCUGACUGUUGACUACCGACAGCAACGUUCCCUGUAUUCGGUGGACUUCUUGGGCGGACACGAGAUUUAUUACAUGACUUCGAGACCGUUGUUGUCGUCGGCGGUGCUCGGAAUGAAUGUCUUUGAUAGUGACCUGUAUUUAGCCACAGAUCACGUGAUAUACCGGAUAAGGGAACCGGCAAUGGGUGUGCCAGAAGCUGAACUCCUAUACGUCACCAGUGGCUACGAUAGAAACCUUGAUGAUAAAAAUGGCCACCAGUUUUACAACACUAACCCAACGGAUAUAAAACGUGAUAAGAUAUACGAAUUCCAAGUAAUUGAUCCAAACGGGCGAUUUGUGGCCAAAAACCGAUGCUCCGGUCAUAGUUGUCGACACGUAUGUGUGCCCAGCGGUCAGUCCUAUAGCUGUCUGACACCCGAUGAGCCGAUGCCGCCGAUGAACGACCCGUCAGAGCCUGUGGUCAGUCCGUUGAUAAUGAAUACGUGUAAUAGCGUUGACAUACUGUCCAUCGUUAACACGAUUGUCAUAGCGUUUAUGAUUUUGCUGAUCGUUGGCUUAUAUCUCAGCGUUAAGAAAAUAGUGUUAACAAUAGAGAAACGUCUGUUUCAAGUGAUUAUACCGACGGUUACGUUCAAAAGGGUGGGCGGGGCUGACAAUGAGGACCCGCCCCGGAAACGCCUCCCCGAAGAUCAUGACUACGAAAAUAAUGACCGCCAUCACGAUUACGAGAUAAUUGACCAUGAUAAACGCGAAUCUGGAUAAUAAAUUCUGUGUUAUAUAAUAUUUUAAUUAAUUAUUAUUAUUUUUGUUUUUAGGC